AAUGUGGAUGAUGAUUUUCAAUUAAUUGAAAAUGUUACUAAUGAUGAAACUAUUCCAAUUGAAUUCCCAGCGACUUCUAAUGAAGGUGUCGCUUAUAAUUUUAAUAUACAAUAUUCAAUGGAAGGUGGAGGAAGUUCUAGCAAAAUCAAUUGUCCUUAUUUAAAUUGUUAUGUAAAAAAAGUUGUUCGAAGAUGUACUAGUGUUAAAGUUUGUGAAUAUACCGAUAAUGAAAUUAAAAAUUCAUCUCAUUAUGAAGUUGAUAAGAAUAAGGAUUUUUUUAUAAUGAAUCAACCUAGUGAAACACAAACAUCUAUAGAAGCUCAAACAUAUGUCAAUUGUUCAGAAUAUCCUAUAAUUUGUCAGCUAGGAAGAAAAAGUGUUAAUGAUCUUGUAACAAAAUUUAUAGGAUGUUUAAAAUGCAAACCUCAUGAAAAGCACAUAUUUCAUAUUUUAAAUAAAAAUCAAAUUGAUAUUAAUUUAUUUGAGAAGCUUUUUCAAGGAAAAGAGAUAAAGUGA
Molecule: messenger RNA, 516 nt
Organism: Dentiscutata heterogama
Lineage: Eukaryota; Fungi; Glomeromycota; Glomeromycetes; Diversisporales; Gigasporaceae
Source: the annotation of a GenBank genome assembly